Molecule: messenger RNA, 7382 nt
Organism: Myxocyprinus asiaticus (Chinese sucker)
Lineage: Eukaryota; Metazoa; Chordata; Actinopteri; Cypriniformes; Catostomidae
Product: kinesin-like protein KIF20B
Exons: 35
Coding region: 106-5460 (1784 amino acids)
Biological process (GO): mitotic spindle assembly; microtubule-based movement
Cellular component (GO): spindle microtubule; nucleus
Molecular function (GO): ATP binding; microtubule binding; plus-end-directed microtubule motor activity
Source: RefSeq, a predicted model, not a curated record
AGUACGCGCGACAGUUUGAGAGAAGAACCACAACAAAUAAAACUUAGCAUUGAAAUUUAAUUUAGUACGACACACAGCCCUGUUUAACCACUGACAGCCCUCAGGAUGAUGGAAUCAGGGCUUAAGGAUGAAAUUACAAGACCGAAGAUGAUACGUGUCGAAGAUUUAAGGAGAAAUCUGUCCUCAGAGUUUAGUGAGCAUUCAGAUAUCCAGGAUCCAGCUGACCUUGAGAAGGAACAUUUGAAGGUGUAUCUUAGGAUAAGACCAUUUUCAGGAGCCGAGAUUGAGAAUGGAGAAUCACAGGACUGCGUGGCCAUUCAGCCACCAGAAACUGUGCUUCUGAAAGGGCCGCAAUCAUCCCUCUCUGCCAGACUCAGUGACAAAUCUGUGCCAAUUACAGCUCAGCGUUUCCAGUUCUCUCAGGUUUUCGGUCCAGACACUACACAGAAGGAGAUGUUUGAUGGCACAGUGAAGAGUCUUGUGAUGGAUGUGCUGGAGGGACAGAAUUCUUUGGUCUUUACAUAUGGUGUCACCAAUGCUGGGAAGACCUUCACUUUUUUAGGUCCAGAUAUUGAUCCAGGCAUCUUACCUCGUUCCCUCAACAUGAUCUUUAGCAGCUUGGAGGGUCGUGUCUUUAACCAGAUGUGCCUGAAACCACAGAGAUGCCGUGAUUUCAUCAGACUCACCAAAGAGCAGCAAAAUGAGGAAGCAGUUAGCAAGCGCAACCUCCUCAGGCUCCUCAGAGAGACUGAUGCUCCAAAAAAUAUGUCUUGCCAGAGCUCAAAGUCUGAUCUUGAAGAUGGUUCUGCCCUCUGUGAAAUCAGCACCACAGUGAAUGAGAGAAGUUUGGAUUUGGAUAUGAACGUUCACACUAAGUUUUCUGUGUGGGUCUCUUUCUGUGAGAUCUACAAUGAAAACAUUCAUGACUUGCUAGAACAACCUCCCAGCAAUGCCUCACGGAGAACAAACCUCCGCCUUUGUCAGGACGUCAAAGGAAACUCAUUCAUCAAAGAUCUGAAAUGGGUGCAGGUGAGCAGUGCUGAUGAAGCCUUUAAAGUGAUGAAAGUGGGCAAAAGGAACCAAAGUAUUUCCAGCACUAAACUCAACCUGCUCUCCAGCAGGAGCCACAGUAUUUUCUCUGUCCGAAUCCUGAAAGUGGAUGAUGUUGGAAUACCCAGAGUUGAGUCAGUCAGCGAGCUGGCUCUGUGUGAUCUGGCUGGAUCAGAGCGCUGUGCCAAGACCCAGAAUAAAGGCGAUCGUCUGAAAGAAGCAGGAAACAUCAACACCUCACUGCUCAGCCUGGGAAAGUGCAUUAAUGCACUGAGAAAUAACCAGCAAGCCAGACAGCACGUCCCGUUCAGAGAGAGUAAACUCACUCACUAUCUACAAGGCUACUUUUCAGGUGUGGGGAAAGCCUGCAUGAUUGUCAACAUUAACCAGUGUGCCUCAAUGUACGAUGAGACACUCAAUGUGCUCAAGUUCUCUGCAGUGGCUCAAAAAGUUGUGGUCCUCACUACCAAGAGUGUUCCAGUGGUUGUGAAGAGGAGUGCCAGAGAGGUCUCCUUCAUCAUUAAUAAUGCUGAUCAUCGGGAAUUGCGACGCAGCUCGCUGGUACGUUGGGAUCCAAGCCUUGAAGAUGUCCAGGAAGAUUCUGACAUUGAGGAGGAAGAUUAUGACACGGAGGAGGAUGACGAAGUGAUUAGCGAAAUGGAGGACACCAUACAGGACGUUGAGGAAGAGAAUAAAGAGACCGUGGUGGUAGAUAAAAAGGUUUAUGAGGCCCUGCAACAGUCGGUGAAGGUGCUUCAAGAGCAUUUGAGGAUGGAAAGAGCUGCAGUCUUGUCUCUUGAGUCACAUGUUCGUGAGGAAGUAACAAAAGAAUUCUCGGAGCUUAUCACCCAGAUGCAGGAGGAUUAUAGUGAACGCAUAGCCAGAGAAAGAGAGUUGAUGGAGGAGCGAUGUGAACGAAGACUGGAGAUUCUCAAAAACUUGGUGGGAAAAACAGUCGUAGAAGAGGACUGCCUGGAUUCGGCUGGAGCCAAACCAGAGGAAGAGAACCACAACUCUCUGGACAGCAUGCUUGACUCUAUGAAUAGUGACCUGGCUGAAAUCAGACAGGAUGCCCAAGCUGCCCAGUCCUGCCUGGUGACCUCUGAACCAAGAGUCUCUGUGGUGGUGCAUGACCUUGAGAAAAAGGUCACUGAACUCACAGAACUGCUCAGUGAAACUCAGAGCCAGCUGUCACUCCAAACACAGGAGUUGGAAUCCCAGUGCAGACUGUCCAAUGAACUGGAGGAGUUAAAGAAGACACUGGACAGUCAAAGGCAAAAGGAAUUGGAACACAUUGAAAUGUGUAGACAGAAGGAUGAGAUGAUCUCCAAACUCCAGACAGAUCUGGACCAACAUUUAGAAAGCACUGCUCAGAAUAGAAUUCAGAUCAACUCCACCAAAAAAGAGACUAUCCAUCUUAAAAGUAAUUCCACAUGCUCAGAGCAGCAGCCCAGGACUGAAACCAGAAAACGCCGUCAAGAAGAGGAGGGGCUUGAUGACCAGCCUCCUCUCAAGAAAGGUCCCCUGGAGGACUUAACAGAGCAGGAAGCCAUUGCAGAUAAUGGAUGCCAAGACUCCGCCCUGCUGGAGGUCAAAGGUCAGCCUGAGUGUUGUUUUGAGGAAUCCAGACAGAAAGACAAGCAGAUCACAGAUCUGGAGCGGGAAUAUCACACAGUGGAAGUCUACAUUCAGGAUUUGAAGUCUGAACUGGAAGAAAAGAAUUCACAGGAAUAUAUUCAACAAGAGAAGGAGGGUCAAAUGGGGACAGAGCUUGCACCCAUGGCAGUGGAACGCAGCAAUUUAAAAGCAGAGGUUGUAUCCAUGGAGAACAGGCAUAGCAACACUACAGAACUUUUAAAAAGUGCUUAUCAAGAACCAGCAGAUGCCAAAUCACGGAUGGUUAAGCAAGAUAGUGAAAUGGCAGAAAAACACAAACUUAUCAAGACUCUUGAACAGAAAGGGACACUACUGAAACAAGAAGUGGAAACACUUGCUUCCCUGCAAAGGGACCUUAAGCAUUGUCGUGAGGAAUUGACAGCCACACGUCAACAGUGCAAAGAGAAGCAACAAGAAAGUGAUAGAAAAGAAGAGAGACUAAAAUUUCUGGAAAAACAGCUAAAAGAGCUUCGAUCCAACUCUUUCUUUAAAAACCGAUCAGUGGACUAUGCUGACCUAAAAAAAGUAAACUCUGACCUGCAGGCUGAGACCAUAGCUGAGCUAGAGGAGAAGAUCAAAAGCCUUCUGAAAGAGAAGGAGGAAAGGGUGGAGGAAAUUAAGAAGAGAGAAGUAGUGCUUCUGUCUCAAGAGGCGGGGCUAAUGAACCAGCAGAACAUCCUUAAUGAUCUUUCUGCUAACAACAGGGAGUUUGAUAGCAAGAUAAACAUCUUGGUGUCCGAAAAGGAGGCUGAACUUUCACAGAGGGAAAAGGCCCUAGAGUCAAAGGAGGUGCAGCUCUUAGCACUGCAGAAAACUCUAAAGCAAAUGCAGGAGUGUCUAGAGGAGGAGGAGAUGCAGGCAGUUCAGGAGGCACGCAAGAGGGAGGCUGAGAGGAGAAGAGAGCUGCUGGCUGUGGCAGAGGAGGCCAUUGCUCAGAAAGACGCAGAGCUACAGAAGAGACAAGAAGAGAUCAACCGCUUAAAGGAAGAGAUUAAAACCAGCAAGUGUGAAGUGAAUAGUCUGACAGUCGAUCUGCGCAGGAGAGAUGAUGAUUCAUCUGAUGUUCGGGAGAAACUUAGUGACUCGAAGAAGCAGAUACAACAAGUGCAGAAAGAGAUCUCCUCCAUGCGGGACUCUGAGAAAUCUUUAAGACUGAAGCUCAGUGAUCUAGAAAAGGCUAAAACGCAGCUCCAGAAUGAGAUCGCCAACAGGGAUCGCACCAUCCACCUGCUCAAAGCUGAACGAUCCUCAAAUUCUAAGUCAGAUGAGCAUCUGAUGCUCUAUCAGAAAGCAUGUAAAGAUUUGCAGGUGCGUGAGCGUGUUAUUGAAGACAUGCGAUUGGCUCUGACAGAGCAGGAGGAAACACAGACACAGCUGGACCUGGAGCUUGAAAACAGAGAGACUCAUAUAAAUGAACUUGCCCAGGAGUUAGUGAGGCUUAAAGAGAUGAUUCCAGAACAGAGAAACAGGAGAGAUUCCAGACCACUGUCUGAGGACAUUUUACAGGCCAGACAAGAGACUGCUCAGGCCCUGGAGAGUUUACAGUUGGCCAAUGAGAAACACCAGGCAGAGCGCAGGAAGUGGAUGGAGGAAAAGCUUGUUCUGAUUGGUCAAGCUAAAGAGGCUGAGGAGAGAAGAAACCAGGACAUGAGACGAUACGCUGACGAUCGGGAACGGCAUGUCCGCCAACAGGCCGAAAUGGAGUCUCUAGCUUCACGUCUUGCCACUCGUGAGAAAGAGAUGGAAAGCUGGAGAAGAGAGAGAGACACACUCGUCUCUGCCCUGGAGAUUCAGCUGCAGAAACUCAUCAUGUCUAAUGCAGAGAAAGACAAACAAAUUAAGAUCCUUCAGUCCAGUAACACCCCCCACACACCAGAGGAGGUUACUGAGGACAGCAAGAUUGAGGCGCUACAGGCAAAGCUGGCUGCAAAGGAGGCAGAGAUCCAGAAACUGAAAGAACAGCUCAGUGCCAGUGUCACAGACAGCAGCCUUCGUAGAAACUCAUCCACCCAGACCAUAGAAGCUGUGAUCUCUGACAUGAAGCCUGUAAACACUGGGAGAACCAAAGGAUCUGUCACCAGCCAGAGUUCAGCUGGUAGCUGUCCUAUUGUGCUGGAUUCCUCUGAGAUCUCCACAGAAACAGGCAGACGUUCCAGGUUUCCGCGGCCUGAAUUGGAAAUUUCCUUCAGCCCACUGAAGCCGGAUCAAUUUGCUCUCAAACGACAGGGAGAAGACUCUUCUGUUACCGUUAAAAUCUCCCGACACGCCCGCAAGAGGAAGAGUGGAGAGAUGGAGAAGAAAGGAGGCAGGAGCACCAUGGUGAAAAAGAAAGCUUUCUCUGAGCCCGAUCCUCAGGAUGGGAUAGAGUGUGAGAACAUGAGGAAUACAAGGAGUAGAAACACUCCUCACCUAACACCUCAUAAGAAAGAGCUCUCAAAUUCCCAGGAGUCAAACUCAGGCCAGCGAGGAAAAAAAGACAAAACACUCCAGAAGAUUGGAGAUUUUCUUCAAGGCUCACCCACUUUUCUUGGGAGUAAAGCAAAGAGGAUCAUGGGAUUGAUGAGUGGAAAGUCUCCUGAUGGCGGGGGACCCUCUUUAAAACUCAAAUCUAAACAGCCCAAACGACGACACAACAGACUGGACAUCUCCUCCCCAAUGGACAUACCAGCCCAUCAGAUCAUUGGCCGAAAUCCGAAGGAGAAAGAGAGUGAAAACUUGAUCAAGAAACGACUUCGUACAAGGACUGGGAAAUAAAGAGUACAGAUAUGGAAUUUUUCCACUUACCUCAUUCUGCAUGUUUUUAAUUUUAAAUUAAAUUAGUCUUUAUAAUUUUUUUUCUUACUUUUUUUAAAUCUGUUGCACUUUUCAUAUAGACUACAGUAUAUUGUUUAUUAGUUAUAUUCUGUUUUAUUUGUGUAUUAUAUAUGGCACAUAAUGUAAUUUACUGGAAAUGUAAUGAACACUAGGGCUGCUUUUAAUGACAUAUACAUGUAUGCAUGAACAAAUGUUGCUGCUAGAAUUAGAAUCAAUGUUCAGAAAUCACUACGGCACAUUUCUGACACACAGUUUACUAUUGCUGUACAUUAAAACCACGGUUUUUAGUUUACAUUGUGAUUAUGCUGUCCUGCAAAUAAAUGCAAAACACUGUUAUUUCCCCCAACCACAUUGUUUACAAGAUAUAGCACACACACACACACACCAAAUUUAAAAGUACACAAAGUUUUUAGCUUUUUUUUUUUUUGUGUGUGUGUGUGUGAUUUGAUUAGUUUUUCACUUGUCACCGUUCUUUGUUUUUUGUAUGUUCGAUCGCAAGCCAUUAAUAUGUGUCACUCAUGUUGAAGACUCUCUAUUACCACAUCAGUAAAACUGUGUGCCAUGCUUAAUGAUACCUAAUGGACUAUUUGUUUGAAUUACUGAACAAAUGCUGAUGUAACAGAUGGGUAAUUGGCUUCCCCGAUCAGGGCAAGUGGCCCAGCGCCAUUAUUUAAGAUGGCAUAAAAGGGUAAAGGGAGAGGAACUGAGAACAGGUCUUCUCUUUGUUGCCACUGAAUGACAGGAUGUGAACGGGGUGGACCGGUUGCUAUGAUGAUUCACGGUUUUUGAGAGUGUCAAAAGUGUGGGAGCAUGUGGCGGAGACAAAAUGGAGGAGUGAAAACCGUCUGUGUGUAGAGGAGGAGGGAGAGAUGAAGAGAAAGAGAAAAACACAGUUACAGAAUGAGCCAUGUGCAGCCCAGCUGUGCAUGUACAGGUCUUUGUUGCUAAAUUUGUCUCUGACGACAUAAUUGUGACCAUUAGGUGUCUAAAGAAACAGUGACUAUUAGGAGUCUAAAAAAAAAACUUCAUUCACAGUGUUUUGUUGAAAUGUCCAUAUAUAUAUAUAUUUUCAUCCAGGGCACUUCCGCAGGGGGCACAUAUGGAUGUUUAUGUGCUUCCUAGUUAAUACAGGGUUAUCAUGAGAAAUUAUGUGUAAUUAUGAGUUUUAAUUUUUACAUGUUAAAUAGCAAGGUGUGUGUUUGUUUAUUGCCGCAAAGUCCCUGUCAUUUGAUUGCGUUACUUAAUUAAUCUUUUUAUAUUUUGCUCCAAUUUGUUUUUGUCUCCAAUUCUUUGAGUGCAGAAAAUGGCAGGGAGGCUUAUAAGCAUCAGCCUGGUCCAAGGGCAUCCAGGCCUGGUAAACAAUACAGUAAUAAUCAUCUGCUGCACCUAUAAUUUAGCACAGAAAAUUACCACUUGAGAUGAUAAACAUGAAGAGUUGCGGAUCUAUCUUCUUCAGUCUGCAGAGAAGAGACGGAAGAAUUCAGAGCCUGUGAAGAUGGGUCUAAUUGCUUGUCCUCGUCAGGAGACGUGCUUUAAAUAGGUUGGAGACAAAGUAGUGAGAGCAUUCAGAGAAAUGCUCUUUGAACGUUUCUAUCUGAUUGCUGUAAUCUAACCAAUUCAGGCAGGCGGUUGAGAAAAUUCACAUUCACAUUUUGCCCUUUUUGUGCCAGGGUGAGAAUGUAAUCUCUUCUCAUAGUGCUGAGUUACUGUAUUAAAUUUUUACUAUUCAAGUGAGGUGUCAUAUCCUUCCGCAUUGCCUUCAGCUUAAGGUAUGUUUCACCCAAGAAUAAACAUUCUGUCAUUAUUUUUAUUUUUUUCCCCCUUUUCUCCCAAUUUGGAAUGCCCAAUUCCCACUACUUAGU